This is a messenger RNA of Colletotrichum phormii, 945 nucleotides long. RefSeq lists its product as uncharacterized. NCBI's taxonomy places the organism in Eukaryota, Fungi, Ascomycota, Sordariomycetes, Glomerellales, Glomerellaceae. The transcript is spliced from 2 exons. Bases 1 to 945 code for a protein of 314 amino acids. The record is from RefSeq and is a predicted model, not a curated record. Gene Ontology annotation, molecular function: protein binding.
AUGGAAUCCUCCAACGUAAUCGCCUGGCUGCUCCCAUCCUCCACAAACCAACCAGCCCUCGAAACAAUUCGCAUGCCCCAAAACGCAUCCCGAAUCGUCUCCACGAUCCCCUCUUCCUACGAACCCAUCAUCCAAACACCAAACCCAAACCAGCUCCCGCCCACCACACCAACGAUCGAUCCCUCCCUCCUCACCAAAUCCUCCUCCCUCGAAGCAUCGCCCACCAAACCCCGCCCAGCCCUCUCUCUAACCUUCACAUCACCACCCAAAUCCAACCCAGGCUUCAUCCUCGGCACCGACCCCUCUCUCGCAGACAUCCUCCUCCCUUCCCUCCCGGGCAUCGCCCCGGCCCACUGCCACAUCACCUUCGACGCCUCCCACCGCCUCGUUCUCAUCGACACCUCGCAGACCGGCACAGCCGUCUGGUACGACGACGCCAGCACCGGCGACCGCACCCGCGAGUCCUGGGUCCUCAGCGCAGGCAGCACCUAUGGCUUCCCCUCCAUGGUCGACCGCGUCGUAAUCGACAUCCAAACCGUGCGCUUCCAAAUCAUCAUCAACGAAGCGCACGUCCUCCGGCCGGAGAUCUACGCCAAGAACGUCGAGACCUUCAUGUCAAGCCUCGAAAGCGCCAGCAUGGUCGCAGAGGCAGCAGCGGCAGCGGCAGCAGCAGACGUCUGCGACUUUUACUACAACUUCAACUUUGACCUCGGCUUCGACCUCGACUACGACUGCGACUACGACUUCGACUACGACAUGUCAGACGACGAAAUGGUAGACGACGUCGCCGACGAGGACAAGAUGGAUAUCCUCCCGCCCAUCCCUUCCGUCGUGCCGCCCGCGUAUGUGAAGUACCUGCUCACCUCGGACGACGGGGCACCGCCAGAGACGUAUCUUUGGAACACGGCGCGGCCUUGGGAGCCGAUGGUCAAGGUUGCUUGCUGA